CCAGAUUGGAUUGAUCUUGAUGAUGAUACUCGCAGUGUCACCUGGCACUCAUUUGUUCCCCUUCUCUUCUUGCACCUGUGAUUUGUACUCUUGACGUAUAUCAUCCAGGGGCGAAGACAACGAUGCAGCAAUUUCUGUUUUUCCUUUUUUCCUUUUGUCCCCCCACCCCACUUUUGUUUUUCUUAUCUUCUCUUCUUUUUGGUCGUGCCGUGUUACUGAGAGGUGGGAAAUACUUCCUUCCGCCAAUGAUCAAUCGAGUUUCUAUCCAUAGCGAAAAAACCACGCCGGUACAGGUUCCGGUAAUGGGAGAUCGUUGGGCCGAGGAACGCCAGUUAUGCAACAAAAUGCGUGCCGCCGGAUGCGAAAUUUGGAAUACUGAACCAUGGUUCGGCGGGGACAAUUAUAGCCACCGAGGAAAAGAAAGCCGAAAAACAUAUUUUGGUGCUUGGAAAGUUUUCUCCUUGGGAGUAUCGGUGACACAAGGAACCCAACCAAGCAUGCUAUCAUUCUGUUCCUGGACAAAUGAAACAAGGAUGAACUUAAAGGAAAAAGGCUCACUGUUUAAAGCAAGGUAGUAGUUCAAUAGUUGAAUUUGCCUCUUAUGGGUCUUGCUAUC
Aspergillus saccharolyticus JOP 1030-1 is the source of this 616-nucleotide messenger RNA. RefSeq lists its product as uncharacterized. The record is from RefSeq and is a predicted model, not a curated record. The transcript has a single exon. The coding region runs from base 123 to 575 and encodes 150 amino acids. Lineage: Eukaryota; Fungi; Ascomycota; Eurotiomycetes; Eurotiales; Aspergillaceae.